Messenger RNA from Pocillopora meandrina, 7810 nucleotides. The record is from the annotation of a GenBank genome assembly. Lineage: Eukaryota; Metazoa; Cnidaria; Anthozoa; Scleractinia; Pocilloporidae.
CGAAGUCCGAAGUUUACAACAAGCCACAGGCGAAGAAAAUCGUGUCUGUACGAUUUGGCAAUCACCCUUUAAAUUUUUUUCCGAUUUCAUCUCAUUCCCUUUUUACCUCAUAAGACCUCCUUUCAGCAAGGAGAGUGAUUGGGUCACCGUUAAGAAGAGAAGUAACACUCGUGGCUCGUGACGAUUCGAUGCAACUUGGCGAAGUCCGCACUGCGAAGGCAGGCGAUUUUGAGCAUUUUCGUCGACUGGCAGACAGCGUCGAAGGCUGGAAUUUACAGUAUGAUAAACAGGGAACGAAGGUGUACUCCAAAGUCAAAGAGGGCUCUACGGUUAGGCUCAUAAAGGUGAGAGAAAAAUACGUUAGAUUCAACAGUAAAAGCUAAUUUCGAAGACCAUAACCUACAACUCGGCCAGUGUUAAUUUGACUAUUUACCUACCGACGAGUUGAGUUAUUGAAAGUAAGAGAGUUCAGUGUACUGGAACUAACCCUCCUCUCUGUGAGACUUGCCAAAUAAAUUAUCGUUGAAACUGGUCAAUUCUGUUGUUGCGGUCGCGAUAAAAGAUUGUGGGAAGAAAAUUAAAAGAUGUCCCGAAAAUUCUUAUGAUAUUUUGAGUUAAAUUUCGUAGACGAUUGAUAUUAAUUCUCUUUGCUUUAUUUCCGUUAAUCCCCCUGAAAUGAUCGCUGUUAAAUAGGCUUACUCCUUUAUUAGAAUUGAUAGGUUUGCUUUAGCAGAACGAUCGUUAAUACUGUCUCAUAAGUGUGUUUUACUCUUAAAUACUAAUGGCCUUAACUACACGUAGCUCUUUAGUGAAGUUUGAUGUGGCUUGCCCUGUGUUUUGCAUUUGAAUUCAAGCACUGUGUGACUUGUAGAGAAAUAUAAUAGGCGAUAAACUUACUCUUUAACAGAGAAAAUCUUUCAUCAACAUUAUGUAUGACACUUUGUCGAUAGGCUGACACAAAAAUUACACUCGGGAGAUGUCGAAAUAUGUUCAUGUUCACCGUUAUCUUAUUCCCAAUUCUUUCCUGCUGUGAAAUUGGCCGUAAAGUCAUGCAGCGAUCCGCAAUGGCAAGAAAGCUAAAUCACUUCCUGCAGAUAAUAUGCCUUUUUAAAAAUAUACUGACCACAGAUUUUUUGGCAGAAAAAUCUUUUCUGGGAAGGACUAUAAUAAAUUACCGAACAAAGAAUUUUGAUGGAGUUAAGCUGAUGGAACUUGUAUGUAAAUUUAUUGGUUAACGAGAAAAUGCCGUUUACCCCGGUCCCGACCUGCAGUUUUUUUAAUUUGCCAAAAAUAUGUCAUCAUUAAGUCAUGCUCACUCUUUGUAAAAGCUGGAAAGUUUCUCUCGAUUGAUAUAUCCUGUCAACAUUUAUUUAAAUAGUUGCUCGAACGGGUGUUUUAUCUUGGGGGCAUCUGGGCUUUUUGAUUUGUGGUCUACAUUUAAACAUUCGUUGUGGCAGCAGGUCUUCGUGUUGUUUCAUGGUGAAGGUUGUUCACGUACAAAUUCUAGUUAGCUUAUUUCCACCGUUCAUUUGUACUUGAAGCUAAGGGAUUUUGGUGUGCAAAUUUCACAGCAGAUAAUACAAUUCGUCGUUUUGAAGUUUAGGGAAACUUAAAAUUCAGGCUUCUUUACUACUAAUCGAAGAAUAACGUAACCUACAUAUUGUGUUAUUCCUCAGUCUUCUCUUAGAGGCUCUCCGAAAGUUGGUGUCAAAAGCCUUGUAGCUUCAAUUUAAAGGGGCUAUCAGCCACAUGUAUUUUUGUCAACACUUCAUUAAAGAUCAGAGUCUCGGAUAUUUUUGUUUAUUAUGGUUUCCCAACCUCUCAAGGCCUUUUUGGAAGUAGCCUUGUUGCACAAAGUGUGCAAACCUUUUUUGUUCGCUCAUGAUUCUUGAUCUCUGAUAAGAAGUUUCUUUGAUGCAGAUUUUGUAACAGAAACUAGCAAUAAAGAGGAAUGACAUUUUGACCUACAAGUAAUACAAGUUUAAUUGUUGAAAAAAAAAACCAAUGAGAAUGCAAUAAGCAUUAGGUUGUGUUAAAAUUGCAUUAUUACAAACAAUUUAGGUAUUUGAGUUUCAUCGAAAAAUCUAAAAACAUUAACUUUGCACUUAAAAUUGUCCAAAGGAACAACCUCUUUGUGGAUGGAGUCACUAUUCUUGAUUUCCUGAGACAAAUUAGUUACUAAGCUUGAAUUUAGAAUAGACCUGCUUUACAGAAGUCAAUUAUGUUAUAGCUAUGUUAAAGUACAACUAAAUGUACAGUAUGUCUUAGUAUGUAUAAUUAUGUGUGGGUUUUGGAGGUCUAAAUGAAUCCGCAACAGAGGAAGCUUAAGUACAUCAUUACAGUCACCAAAUAUGAAAGUCCAAUUCUUAGAUUGUCAGAAGAUGAUCACCCUAAUUUUAAAUGUACCUGAAAGCAAUUUGACUUUCUCUUCCAUAGGCAAAAAGCCCCAGUAUUUUUUUUUAAAUUCCAAUCUUCUUGAGACCUUUCAAUUGUCUAGUAUUUUAAGAUAAAGUGCUUCUCUAAUAGAACUGAUAUUUCUGUGAUGGGUGAAAUGUUUUGUUAAUAUUUUUCUAAACACAGUGACGCCGGUAAAUCAGUGAAACCUCCAGCUACCAAUAUUCCUUGUUAAUAUGUACCACAUAGGUCUUGUGCACCCUGAUUGGCUAGUUUGCAAUUGAAACUCUGUGUCGAGAGUUUAAUUUAUAACAACCAUCUUUGGUACAUUGACAGAAAUAAACCAUUUUUUUCUGUUUCUGUUUGGUAUAUACUAAAACAAUUUUUCACUUUGGUAAAUAAUUGUUAUAAUAAAAACUCUCAACUCCAAAUAUUGCAUUUCUACUGUUCUGAUUGGUCCACUCAACUCUGGUUAUCAGCUCAUAUUCUGAGUUAUCUAAUGUGGAAUUGCAAUGUUACAAUAUUUGUAGAGCUAAAAUCCAAAUGUAUCCAUUUGCGUUUGUUGGAUACAAGACUGGUUAUAGCCAACUCAUAUCCAACAUGUGCUCAUGGAAUGAUUUUUGUUUUUACUUCAUGGCUAAAAUAAAUGUUUAAUGUUAUUUGGCUUUGUCUUAGGUGGUCACCAGCUUCCAAGAUGUGUCACUCUCAUUAAUGUAUGAUGUUCUUCAUGAUGCAGACUACAGGAGAAUUUGGGAUGAUAAUAUGCUAGAGUGUUAUGAAAUUUGUCAACUGGACAGAUAUAAUGACAUAGGUUACUACUCAAGUGAGUCAAUCUCUUUUUCUUUUAAUGGUAUCAGCGAAUGCAUUUAUCAAGAUGACAAAGUCUGUUUUAUGUGAAAAGAGGGUUAAGUUUAUAAAAAAACUGAUGCUAUUUUGGUGGGGGAGUAUAACAAGAUAAUUUGGUUUUACAAACUGAGUUGAUAAAGUUAAUUGGCCAUGGUAAAGAGUUUAAAAGCUGACAUUUUGAGCAUUAGCCUCUGAUCCUUUGCUCUGAUGAAGUGCUUAUGCUCGAAAGGUCAGUUGUUAAACUCUUUACAGUGGCUAAUUUACAUUAAAAUGUCAAUUGGUUAAAACCCAAUUAUCUUGGACUGCGUUAGUAUGAACUGAGUUUUCCUGCUUUUUAAUUUAUGGCUAAAAUUUCAAUAAGAUUGAAUUGACUGCCAAACACUUUAUCCACUGUACAUUGUGAAGUAGGAAUUCGUACUGUCAGAAAUUGUUAAGGUGUUUAAUUACAGGAUAUGGGUGGUUUUAGUAACAUUGAUAUCAAGUACCUGUCACAGUCAAUUACAAAAUACACUCUUCUUUUGUUUAUAGUUAAAUGCCCAUCUCCAAUGAAAAACAGAGAUUUUGUAACUCAGAGGUCUUGGUAUUGGGAAGAAGAUCACUUCAUUAUUUUUAAUCACACAGUGCAUCACAAGGUGAGAAUCAACAGUUCUGUGUGUCUACAUUAUUUAAAUUUACUGGCAUAACCCUUAACACCCUAACAUCAGUAUGCAAGUUUUCCACACUCUACUCUAAACAUUUUCCAAGGUACUGGCAGGAUAUUUGUGUAACAAUCAAGAAUUUCUUUAGUUGUUGAUCAUUUCCUUUAUUCUUGGAACCUUAAAGUGAGAUCCAUAGGGGAUAUAGUAAGGAGAAAUUAGAUGCUACAUGUGGUCACUCUAAGGGGUCGAAGGGUUUUAAAUACUUUUCUUGAGUGAAUACUGCCCUUGAUUAAACAAUACAGAUGGAAGAAAAAUAAGCGGUAAACACUACUCUCUAAAAGAUGCAGUACCUAAUCAGAAGAACGAUUUCUUGAUUUGAACAUUAUUAGAAAGAAAAAAAAGUACAUUGCAACUAUGUUAAUUACAGCUUCCUCGAAUUUUUUUUGUCAAAAAUUGAGACUUUGGGACCUCAAACAACUGUGUGUGUGUGUGUGGUAUGUUGUUUACAAAUGACUUACCAUAUAAUGGCUGCACCCAAUAAAACUUUGCUGGCAGUGAGAUAAUAUUUAAUACUAUAAUGUUUUCCAAAUCCUAGGAUGUGCCUUCAAAGAAAGGCUUAAUCCGUGGUAAUUCAAUUCUUAGUGGAUAUUAUGUACGCAGAAUAGGAGAUGGUUGUUCUCUUACAUAUGUCUCGCAAGUGGAUCUGAAAGGUAAUUUUUCACAGUUUGUAGCUCUGUUUCCCUUUUUUUAUUUUUAUUUUUUUUAAUGGUAGAACUGUUAUGUGAACAUUUGAUUAAAAAUGAAUAGAAAUUAAAGUGUGACAGAGUACUGUUAUAGUUUUGAAUUACAAGGGCAAAGGAAGGAUUUAUACUGACAAUUACUAUAAAUAUCCUAGAGUUACAACUCCUGGUGCAGGCAACAUACAUUGUAAUAGUGAUAACUAUGAAGUGCACUGGGGUCUUCUUUUAGGAAAAUUUUUAGUACAGUGAUAACAACUCAUUAAUCACCAAAUGAUUAAUUUCCUUUCUAUGAACAGGGAUCUUACCCAAGUGGAUAGUUAACAGGGCAUCAACAAAGAUUGCUCCAAAGGUUAUUAUCAUUUUUUGUUGUUGUGGUUGUUGUUGUUUUUUUUGAUGGAAGGCAGUUGAUGUUUACAGCAUAGUCCCAGAUGACUUCAUGCUGUCUAUAAAUUAAUUUUCUACCUUUAAAGAAGCUAGCUCUUCUACAUAAUGUCUGUGAGCCACCUUUUUUAAUGAAAAAUACUUUUGGUUCAGUCAAUAAAUCUAAACAACAAAUAGAAUCUUCUCUUUUGAUCUACAGAAUAAGAUAUUAAUUGAUAAGGAGAGAUCCUCACAAUGUCAUAUGUAAGAGGAGUGUUAUUUUCACAAGAUGAAUGCAUCCUGUACUUGAGGCAAAUGACACUGACUGGAACUGUGAUAUUCCUAAUUCUUGAAAAGGGUACAAAAAGUAGAAAUAAAAAAUAUCAGACAAUUAUAGAGCAACAAGGGAGAGUCUAAAAAAGUGGAAACUGUCUCUUAAAUUUAACUUGAAGCUUGUAUGUAUGUGAGCCUAUAAUUGCAAGGGAAAUCUAGACAAGUUAAUAUGGUCUCUUAAAUUCAACUUGCAGCUUGUACCUGGCUCUUAUACCUGUAUGUGAUGUUUUAUUUCUUGCCUUUUGAUAAAGGUUGUAACCAAGGUUCACAAGGCUGCUCUAGGUUAUCAAGCAUGGAAAUCUAUACAUGCACCUAGCUACAAACCAUGGCUUUGGCCAGAGCAAAGCAUUCUCCCUAAGCUCCGUCCAGAUGAUGUACAGUCUGUAGGUAGUGAGUCACCAAGUGCAUCUGACCAGGAGCAAGAGGUUAUAGGUGAUGACCCAAAUGGCUAUGCUUCCAGUGAUGAUGACAACAUAAUGCUUUGACAGUGGAAUUGAAAUUCAAAAUUCAAUUUUCAAAUAAUAUAAGAUUACAAAGCCACUGACUUUCAUGCAGUGAACAUUAUUUUUGCUUAGCAGUGUAAAUCUUAAUGGAAAAAAUUUGGAAAAAAUCUUAUUAAAGAACUUGUAUAAAAGUGUAGCUAGAGAAUAAAGCUUAGUAAUUCAGUACAAAAUUUUCCACAAUUUGGAAAGCAUAGUUUUAAUGUAGAGGUUCAGAUGAUUGUGAAUAUUCAUUGAAGCAAAGGAGCUUUUGCAGGUAGGAAGAACUCUUGCCCUGGCCCCAUCGGUAAAGAUGUGUAAAAUAUACAAAUAUACAAACUAGGGAAUUUUUUGUGGUAGGUAUUAAGUGGUUCUAACCAUGGUGUGUUAGUCUCUUAGUUUAUAGCUUCAGUGUAUUAUUUAGCAGUUUAUCAACAUUCAAAUUCUAUGUGUGUUUUCAUGCAUUUCUUGCAGAGCUGUUCAUUUACAAUAAAUUAUUUUCAUUGUGCACACUCUACGGUCCAGAUUUAAUCGCUUGCCACCAUCUUUUUUUCUUUUUUCAAAUUCUAAGUUUAGAAUUGUCGUUUUGGGAUUUAUGAGUCAUGCAAAAGUGUGCCCAAGGCACAUUACUGUAAAUAAGGUUAAAUGAACCUACUGAUAGUGGUCCCUAAACUUAAAACAUAGAUCCAUGCUGUUCAUUAAGGCUUUAUAAUUCUUGAUCUAAAAUUUAGACCAACCUGUUACUCUUUCUUAUGAAAAGAAAUGUUGAACACUAUCUUGUACCAUUCAACUGCUUUUAUUUAUAUGUAGGACAGUUGCAAUUGAACUUUACAAUCUCAUUGCCAAUUCAGUAACAAUUUUAUAAUUAUUUAUUGGUAAAUUUUGUCAUAAUAGUGGGUUUGAAAUAUACACCAUCAAAAUUGGCACUGUGCCCCUCAAUAACAUACAAACUUUAAGGUUGGAGAUACAUUUAUGUCACUGGAAAUUUGUCUUGCAUUGCCUUUAACCGUGUUCUGGACACUUUAGGAAAUGGGUGCAAUGUUUCGAAUAGUCCCAAGAUCGGAGGAUUAAGUUUUAAAUUGGUGUUUUUCUUUUCUUCUUUAAGAUGUUCUUUGUUGUUGACAACUUCGUGAAACUAAAUUACAAGUUUGGCUCUGAAUCUCAGAGUUUGUAAGAAACAUUUUGAAAGGGAUGGUACUGAUAACUUGACUUAAUAUAUACCAUAUGUAGCUGCACUGCCCACCAACAUGAUCUGUUUCCAAUUUCUGUUGAGUAAUUGUUGUAAUGCUAGUAUACUGAUUAACCCUUUAACUCGCAAGAGUUUCAACAUGUAACUUCUCCCCAGAAAAUCCAAAGAACAUUCCACAAACAGACAAUGAGAGUACUCAAACUUAUCAGGUAGUUGUUAUCUUGAUCUGAAAUCAAAUUCUCUUAACUCAUUUCCAGAGAAACUUUUAGCAGUUAAUGGGAGAAUUAACAAUCAAAGAGUUAAUAAUCUGUGUCUUCUUAAGGUAAUCCUAGGGGCAAACCUAUAGCUCUACCAAAUUUAACCUUUUCUUUUCCAAUUUCUGCGAGAUACCUAAGGUUGAAUUUGUCCAUCUGAAGAGUAGAGCUGUUGAGCUUUAAGUUAUUGUAGAGAGAGACAAUUCUUCAGUGGAAAGGGCUAUGUCAUCGUAGUUUUGGUCAUUCAACAUAUUUGUUAGAUGUGUUUGGUUCUGAAAGCCAAUGUUUUAUGGCCUUGAGCACUGACAAGUAAUCUUGUCUUUCGAGCUGUAUGGAAGGUGUUUUCUACCAAGACAACUUGGGGAAUAUACACAAUAUUUUCAGGCUUAGCCCCAUGCCACUUUUUCUUCGUUGUUGAUAUAUACUUAUUCCUUGUACCUGUUAGCUAGUCAGUUUAAAAUUGCAUGAGAGGUGCCUUGACCCUUCAGCCUUAUACAGUGAGAAACAUGUAACACCGCCUUAAAGUAUAAGUACAUUAGCUCACAUGUGACAGAAAAUAAACAAUUUGAUUGGUUUC